This is a messenger RNA of Hypomesus transpacificus, 2366 nucleotides long. RefSeq names its product serine peptidase inhibitor, Kunitz type 1 a (gene spint1a). Gene Ontology annotation, molecular function: protein binding; serine-type endopeptidase inhibitor activity. NCBI's taxonomy places the organism in Eukaryota, Metazoa, Chordata, Actinopteri, Osmeriformes, Osmeridae. The record is from RefSeq and is a predicted model, not a curated record. The coding region runs from base 205 to 1737 and encodes 510 amino acids. The transcript is spliced from 11 exons.
ACACUUCCUGUAUCUCUCACAGGUAACUCACUGGUCGAGAGAGACACACCUAAAGAGGAAAUAGAAAACGAUUCCUAGCCUUAAAUUUAGAGUCUAUGAAGACUUGUAGGCCUACAUUUAGGUAACUCCUAAUCGUUUGUAUUAAACUUGAACUGGAGAUACCAGUGGAAUAUCUUUGUGGAUUUUUAGUUUUGGAUUUGUACUAUGACUUUUAAAAUGACUUAUUUUCCAAUUGGAUUAUCAGCAGCCAUUGUGUUGCUUCAGUUAUUUUUUGUUGGCUGUUCGGAGGGCCAGGAUUUUGGGGAACAAUGUUUAGAAAAAUACAAGAAGGGUCGUCAGAAUUUUAUUCUCGACGCAGACGACUCCGUCAACGAUGGUGCGACAUUUAUCGCCUCACCGAAAGUUCAGAGCCACAAGGAUUGCGUCCGUUCCUGUUGUAAAGACCCGAAGUGCAAUGUUGCAUUCAUGGAAACAGCCGAGGAGGAGGGUCUUAUCAAGUCGUGUUUUCUCUUUGAUUGCCUAUAUAAGAAGGAAUACGUCUGUCGAUUCGUCAAGAAGACUGGAUACACAAGCUACAUCCUAGACAGCGUUCAUGAGAGUCACCUUGCAGAUAAAGUGCCACCCAAUGAGGACGACCUUCCCCCGCUGGCGGACGCCGGACAGGACCGCGUGGUCCAGCCCCAGGACAUGCUGAUUCUCAACGGGGUCAAGAGCAAAGACGACAAGGCCUUGGCCUCCUUCGAGUGGCACCAGGAGGCCGGGGACUCGACUGCCAUCAUAGAGAAAACCAGCUUCGAUGAUGAAAUCUCGGUGUCCAACCUGAAGCCUGGGAUGUACAAGUUCAAGCUGACCGUCACUGACUCCAGCGGGCAGACAGACUCCACAGUGGUGACGGUCCUGGUGCUGACCCCAGAGCAGUCUGAAGACCACUGCAUGGUGCCCAUGAAGGUGGGUCCGUGCCGCAGCUCGUACCCCAGGUGGCACUACAACGCCGCCUCCAGGAAGUGUGAACCCUUCACCUUCGGGGGGUGCUUGCCCAACGCCAACAACUACAUGACUGAGGACGAGUGCAGGAACGCCUGCCGAGGAAUGUCUGAAAACCACCUUGCUGGCCGCAGUGGGCCUCUACCAGCACCUAAAGGCGAGAUGUGUGGGAAGCCGUGUGGGUCAGGCCAGUUUAACUGCUCCAACGGCUGCUGUCUGGACGCGGGGCUGGAGUGUGACUCUGUGGAGCAGUGCAGCGACGGCUCAGACGAGGCCUCCUGCGAGUACCUGAAUAACAAGUUUAAGAUUCUUCUGCAGAUUCCUGUUGAUGAACAAAAAGUUCGCUGUACGGAGACUCCGGACACAGGCAACUGCAGAGACAGUUUCACCCGAUGGUACUACAACCCUCUCCACCAGAAAUGCUACCGCUUCAAUUACGGCGGUUGCCUAGGCAACGAAAACAGGUUUGAUGACAAGGAGACGUGCAUGAGGACGUGCAGGACGGUGACAGAACAGGACGUGUACUCCAGGAAAGAGAUCUUCGAAUACCAGAAUGAUAAGAACACGUCAGUGGUGGUGAUUGCAGUGCUGCUGGGCGUGGCCAUAUUCAUCCUGCUGGGGGUUCUGUGCUACUGCUUCCUGAAGGGGAGGAGUAAGAAGCAGCCCCAGCACCAGCGACCUGCUGCCUCCCAGCUCACCUCCAUGGAGGACACCCAGAGGCUGGUGUACAACGCCACCACCAAGCCUGUCUGACCCUCGACCCCGCAGCAGGCUCCGCUCUGCUCCACAGGAACAGGAUCAUGGUUCAAACACAGUUUCCACUCAUGUAUGUUUGAUUUGAGAGACUUUGAGUAUGUUUGAUCUUCAUACGCAUAGUUUUCUUCGAGUAAAGUGUCAACGGUUUCUGUUAAAUAUUAUGCUUUGUGACUCUGUAUAUUGUGCUUGUGUUUGGAUGCAGUAGAAAUCAUGUUGUUGGUCAAGGAGUUUGCACGUUGAUUAUGUAGUCAUGCAGAUGUAAACAUGAUUCUUUUUAAGUGCUGUAAUAAUGAACUAACAUCGUCCCAUAGUUGCUCUGUAAGUUUUUAAGUUUAGUUUGAGUUAAUCAUUGUUUUACUUUGAAUGUUUGCUGGUGAAAAUGUACAUAAUGCCCUUUGUCUUAAUAGUAAGAGGAAGUAAUAUUGUAUUUUAGUUUGAGUUUUAUUUAGUAGUUUAAUGUGUUAUUUGCAUUAGAAAAGUUGGGGAAAGUAGGUAAGGUUGGAGAAAUAUAUAUUCUUUCAACCUUUCUUUUAUUUGCUUUUGUAUAUAGCUGUAAGUUUCAUUUAAAGAUUCUGUUCAGUUAGAAAUCCUCAAUUCUUAAAUAAAUUAGAAAAUAACAAACACAA